This is a messenger RNA of Telopea speciosissima, 591 nucleotides long. RefSeq names its product receptor-like protein CLAVATA2. The coding region runs from base 1 to 591 and encodes 196 amino acids. Lineage: Eukaryota; Viridiplantae; Streptophyta; Magnoliopsida; Proteales; Proteaceae. The record is from RefSeq and is a predicted model, not a curated record. Gene Ontology annotation, molecular function: protein binding. The transcript is spliced from 2 exons.
AUGGCGCUUCGGCUCUGCCUUUUGUGGUUCAUCUUUGUUGUCUUUGCUGUGGUGAUCUGUUCUGCUUCAGUGUCAGCAUCAGGGAUUCCUUGCUUCUCUACUUCAGUUGAUUCACUCACAGUCCUCAAUCUCGCAAAUAACUCCAUUGUCGGAGGGAUUCCCACUUGCAUUUCAUCUUUGCGAGCUUUAAAGGUGCUCAAUCUCUCCUUCAAUAGCCUGAAAUAUGACAUUUCGCCGAGAUUCAUAUUGUCGGAGAAGCUACUUGUUCUGGACCUAAGUUCCAACAAUAUCUCUAGUCUUCUACCGAGUAAAAUUGCAGCAACAACAGAAAAAUCUGGUCUAGUACUUCUUGACCUCUCUCACAAUCGGUUUUCAGGUGAAAUAUCAGUGGAUAUUACAGAGUUGAAGGGCUUACAAGCAUUGUUUCCUUCAUAUAAUCUGUUAACAGUAGAGAAUCCAGUGAGAAUUCGAUAUCUAGUCAAAUUCCUGAGAGCAUUUCGGAUCUAUGAAAUCUACAACUUCGAUGAUGGUUGCGAGCUUCGUCGGUUGAAGAGCACUUUGACGACGGUUGCAAAGGGGUUGCAGAGCUGA